Molecule: messenger RNA, 1848 nt
Organism: Numida meleagris (helmeted guineafowl)
Lineage: Eukaryota; Metazoa; Chordata; Aves; Galliformes; Numididae
Gene: CDC37
Product: cell division cycle 37
Exons: 3
Biological process (GO): protein stabilization; protein folding
Cellular component (GO): cytoplasm
Molecular function (GO): protein-folding chaperone binding; protein kinase binding; heat shock protein binding
Source: RefSeq, a predicted model, not a curated record
CAGGCCCGCGUGGAGAGGAUGGAGCAAUUCCAGAAAGAGAAAGAGGAGCUGGACAAGGGCUGCAGGGAGUGCAAGCGGAAACUCGCCGAGUGCCAGAGGAAACUGAAAGAGCUGGAGCUGGCGGAGCCCGGGGGGGGGUCCGGGGGGGUCCGGGGGGAACGGGAGAGGCUGCAAGCGGAGGCGCAGCAGCUGCGUCACGAGGAGAAGAGCUGGGAGAGCAAACUGGAGGAGCUGCGCAAGAAGGAGAAGAACAUGCCCUGGAACGUCGACACGCUGAGCAAGGACGGCUUCAGCAAGGUGGGCCCCGCUGGGGGGUCUCUGGGGGGGGUCUCUGCCCCAUUGCGGGGUCUCUGGGGGUCCCCGUCCCGUUGUAGGGUGACCCAUGGAGGUCAGGGUGACCCAUGGGGGUUUUUGUCCCACUGUGGGGUCUCUAGGUGUCCCCACCCCAUUCCUUCCUCCUUACAGAAGCAGGCUCUGAUGGAGCAGGUCGCCCACCAGACCAUCGUCAUGCAGUUCAUCCUGGAGCUGGCCAAGAGCCUCAAGGUCGACCCACGCGCCUGCUUCCGCCAGUUCUUCACCAAAAUCAAGACCGCCGACCAGCAAUACAUGGAGGGCUUCAACGACGAGCUGGAGGCCUUCAAGGAGCGCGUGCGCGGCCGCGCCAAGGCACGCAUCGAGCGGGCCGUGCGCGAGUACGAGGAGGAGGAGCGGCAGAAGCGCCUGGGGCCCGGUGGCCUCGACCCUGUAGAGGUCUACGAGUCCCUCCCGCCCGUGAGUACGGCGAUUUUGGGGCCAAAUCCCCGCUUUUUGGGGUUUCCUGCAGUGUGAGGCGUUGGUCGUAGCACCAUUGAGGUCUACAGCGCAUGAGUGUGGCACUUUUGGGUAGAAAUUCACACAUUUUGGGGCGUAUUAUAUUUUGAGUUGUUGGUCAUGACCCUGUAGAGGUCUAAGAGUUUCUUCUGCCCAUGAGUGUGGCACUUUUGGGGAGAAAUUCCCAUUUUUGAUGAUUUCCCAUACUUUGAGUUGUUGGCCAUGACCCUACUGAGGUUUACAACUCCUUCCUGCCCAUCAGUGUGGCAGUUUUGGGGAGAAAUUCCCAUUUUAAUAGUUUUCCAUAUUUUGAGUCGUUGACCGUGAUCCCGUAGAGGUCCACGAGUCCCACCUGCCCGUGAGUCCGGCAAUUUUGGGGCCAAAUCCCCGCUUUUUGGGGUUUCCUGUAGUGUGAGACGUUGGAGUUGUUGGCCAUGACCCCAUUGAAGUCUACAACUCCCUCCUACCCAUGAGUGUGGUAAUUUUGGGGAGAAAUUCCCAUUUUUGAGGGUUUCCCAUCCUUUGAGUCGUUGGCCAUGACCUUGUAGAGGUCUACGAGUCGUUCCUGGCCAUGAAUGUUUCACUUUUGGGGAGAAAUUCCCACUUUUUUGGGUUUCCCAUAUUUUGAGUUGUUGACUGUGAUCCCGUAGAGGUCUACGAGUCCCUCCCGCCCGUGAGUACGGCGAUUUUGGGGCCAAAUCCCCGCUUUUUGGGGUUUCCUGUAGUGUGAGGCGUUGGCCGUAACACCAUCGAGGUGUACAGUUCAAGAGCAUGGCACUUUUGGGGAGAAAUUCCCAUUUUCUGAUAGUUUCCCAUAUUUUGAGUUGUUGGCCAUGACCCCACUGAUGUCUGUGAGUCCCUCUUGCCCGUGAGCAUGGCGAUUUUGGGGCCAAAUCCCCGCUUUUUGGGGGUUUCCUGUAGCGUGAGGCGUUGGCCAUGACCCCAUCGAGGUCUACAGUUCACGAGCGUGGCUCUUUUGGGGAGAAAUUCCCGUUUUUGAUGGUUUCCCACAUUUUGAGCCCUUGGCCAUCCCCCUCG